AUGUCUGAAUCACAGAGCCGCGCCGACAAAUUGGCAAUAGCGAAGAAAAAGUUAAAGGAGUUCGAAGCUCGACGUCGUCGAGAAUCGGACACUUCUCCUGUGCCAAGCUUGGCUUCAACUGCCGAUCAUAACGCGAACAAUGGGCGCAUGUCUGUAAAUAGUAACCAUUCACAUAGUGUCGGUAAUCAUGAACAUCACGCAUACUUUCCAAAUUCAAUGGAAAAUGGGAUGAAUGAACCGAUAUACCAGCAGCAACCAUACGUAGUGAACUUGGGUGACGACUCCAUGACAAAUUCCUCAUCUCACUCUCUGACUGCAACGAACGCUCCGCUCAGAAACCUUAUGGUUGAAGCAAAUACAAGUAACAACAGUUCACCAUCGCCACAUCAUGCAGUUAAUGGUGUCAUGGUUAAUUGUGUAUCGCCGUAUAUUGUUUCCACGCCAACGAGUACCCAUUUCACUUCUACCGAAAUGGAACGAACUCAACUGCAGCAUGAGCGCGAUGCGGCAGUGGCAGCAUAUGAGCAAGUUUCCGCUCAGCUGGAACAAUUGCACACACACUACACACAGUUGCACGCUGCAUAUUCAAGUAUGACCAGCAAUGGUGUACACUCAGACGUCGAUAAGCAGAUUCAACAACUGCAGUCGGCUCUUGCUGUUCUUGUUGAAGAAAAGACGGCUGUGCAGUCAGAAAUGCGCAAGGUCAAAAAUGACCUGGAGCAAGAGCGUGCCAUAAAUGAAAACCUAUCGGCCACCAUAAACUCCUUACAAGGGAACGAAUCAAAAAAGCUGCAAGCUCGGCUCGAUGACUGCGAGAGGCUGCUAUCCGCCCGUAACAUAGAGUUGAACGAAGUGCGCAGAAGCGAAGCUAGUGCACAAGCUCAACUUCUGGCGGUUCAGCAUGAAAGGAGCGAAGCGCAGGCGCGCCUCAAGGUGAUUGCACGUGAGAAAGAAGUGCUAAAUCUAGAACUGAAACAAGUCCGAAAAGAUUUACACAUGAAGGAAAUCUAUCUGAAACAGUUGGGACCGCACGCAAUAGUGCCUAAUGUCAACGACGAAAGCACUGUAAAAGCUCUGCAUGAUCGAGCUGAAGCGUUGCAACAUCAAGUUAAAAUGCUGACAAACGAAAGAGAUCAAAUGCAUCACAAUACAGAAGAGCUGACUCGACAUUACGAGAUUUGUCGUCUAGAAUUUGUGAGCACGCGAGAUAAAAUCCAGUCUGAGCUCUCCGAAGCAAUGUCAGCUCGAGAUGCAGCUAUGUUACGAGUGAGAGAACUGGAAAAUGACGUCGCAGUCUUGCAGAAGGAGCUUUGUCAGCAACGCUCGCCUGUACCGAUUGGUGAAGAAGCUAAAGAAGCUUCCGUUAUUAGCUACACUGAAGAGGAUGUCAAACGCAAAGUGGAAGAAGCCAAACGAAUAACGGACGCUGUAUGGCAGCGAAAAUUCGAUGAGGAAGGGAAGGUCGUGGAUUCGAUGAUGAGAGAAAAGGACGAGAAAAUAUUCGAGAGGGAACAGACUGUGAGCGAAUUACAAAUGCGUUUGCGACUACUUGAGGAGAGAUCAGCGGAGACCAGAGCCAGUGGAUCAGAUCUUUUAUCCUUGUCUGAACAGCUGCAGAAUGAAAAGGCUACUGUUUCUCGAGCUGUUGCUCAAAAUAGGGAAUUGAAGGAGCAGCUGAUUGAGACAGAAGAUAGAUUGGUUGCACUCACUGAGGAGAAACUACAAUCAGAAUUGGCUCGUCAGACUGCAGAACACCAGGUAAAAGAGCUAAUGAAGAAGCUCGAGGAGAUUAAUGAAAAUAGCAAAUCAGUAACUGGGUCCGUGGAGUCGUCGAGCGCUACAAGUACCAUUCUAGAAGCGGUGAUGCAUCCGUCGAUGUCGGUCGAACCGUCACGUUCUACUGAGGAUUGGGAGGAAUCCGAGCGGGAUCGCAGUGACAGUGUUGCAGAGACUUCUCGUGAUCGUGAACACAUGUUAGAAACUCAGCUUGAGAUGGCUAAUCAGCAGCUAGAGGAGAUACGGGCGGAUCUCCGCCGAAGUCACACGAGAAACGAGGAGAUGAACCAGAUUCUCAGACAAAAUGCGGAGGAUGAAAAUCAAAACUCGAUUCACGUGGAACUAGGCCAGGCCGUUGCAAGAAUACAUGAACUUGCGGCUGAGAACCAGCAGUUACGGGAAAGCAUCGAGCGUGUAGUCGAAGAACGAUCGCAACUUGAGUUUUCACUCAUGGAGAAAUUUCGAGCCGUUGACACCGAAAUGGCAGCAGGAAAAGAUGAAGCAACAUCUACCCCAUCGAGUGAAAUUAUUGAAAAUCACCCGAAUCAGCCUGGAACAGUAGGAAGUGCAGAAUGGGCCAGGACAGAAUUGGAGAAACGUUUCUCUCAAGCGAUGCACAGUAAUGCCGAACUACGCGAAGCAUUAGACCGGUUGGAGCACAUUAAUGUGCAGUUGCAGUUGGAGAACGACACAAUUGCUGAUCAUGUGAUCCUCUACCAGCAUCAGCGUCGUUUAAUCAGAGAGCGUCUUAGAGCAAAAGAUGAACAGCUCGCUGCUAUGGAGGCAGAUAGAAGAAGGACAUUGGAAAGAUGUAAAGAGCUACAGCAAGCUCUUAUGGAUGUUUUGGGACGGACCGGAGCACUGAAAGAGUAUGAAAUCCGUAAUCGAUCGGACUCGAAUUCUUCCAAGAAACCGAGAAAGAGAGUAGCACGGUCCUACAGUCAUAGUACUGUUGACGAGUUUAGUGGAGAUGAAGAUGUAAUUGUGAACGGUUCAGAUAUGAAGGUUCCUCCCCGCUCUUCUGUCGAUUCCGUCGAUGAAGUUGCUCCCUCUGAUGAAGAGAGACGUGAUUUUGCGAGUCCUGAUACGUCAGGCAAUCAGUCGCCGAUACCGAGGCCGCAGCGACCUUUCUCACCACUAAACGUGCCGGAAACUGACGCAGCAGUGCGGAAGAUCUUGCAGAUCAUUACGGAUAUCAGCAAGCCACCGCAUCCAAGUGCUGUCGACAAGCUUCAUUGCACGCAAUGUAUUGGCGAUAUACAGACAUUGUAA
Molecule: messenger RNA, 3048 nt
Organism: Necator americanus (New World hookworm)
Lineage: Eukaryota; Metazoa; Nematoda; Chromadorea; Rhabditida; Ancylostomatidae
Exons: 25
Coding region: 1-3048 (1015 amino acids)
Biological process (GO): Golgi organization
Cellular component (GO): cis-Golgi network; Golgi cisterna membrane; Golgi cis cisterna
Source: RefSeq, a predicted model, not a curated record